Molecule: messenger RNA, 842 nt
Organism: Thrips palmi
Lineage: Eukaryota; Metazoa; Arthropoda; Insecta; Thysanoptera; Thripidae
Product: MICOS complex subunit Mic10-like
Exons: 4
Coding region: 89-340 (83 amino acids)
Cellular component (GO): mitochondrion; MICOS complex; mitochondrial inner membrane
Source: RefSeq, a predicted model, not a curated record
UUUCUCUUGCGUCUCGACUCACUCCUCGACCGUCAGCUGGUCUGGUCAGGUUUUGGUUAGACUGUUCAAAAAUUAUUUUCCCUUCAAAAUGUCUCGGCCUAUAUUUUCAGAAGAUGAACCAGGAAGAAAAUGGGACAAGUGUGUCACUGAUGCCGUAUUAAAAACAGGUGGUGGUGUAGCCAUUGGUGCUGUUUGCUCGGUUCUAUUUUUCAGUCGCAAAGGAUGGCCUUUAUUAUUUGGUGGAGGCUUUGGUGUUGGAAUGGCAUAUGCUAAUUGCGAAAGAGCAUUAAAUAAUUCUUUAUAUGGACAAAAUUUAGUGAAAUCUGCUAACAAGUGCUAAGCUAUGCAUCACAUUUAGGUAAUUCCAAUGCUUUGAGUCCAAAUGAAAACCAGCCUUUUCUUUUUCCUACUCUGAACUAGAGGUGUCAUUAUUGCAUUGACACAAUGGAAGCAGCCAUGUAAGGAACAAUUGUUCCUGUAGAAAAUUUGCCGUUUAGUUUCGUGCGGAGAGUUGAUAUCACCUCCUUUCCUCAGUUGUGUUAUGAUAAAUUGCUUUUAUAAAGCAUAAAUUUAAAUCUCCUGGCACAGCAAGGACAAGGUUUUUUGCAUUAUCAUGUGUGACCCUCACCACACCCGUGUGUAAAUUUCUGUUAUUACAGUUUAAGUUUGAGAAAACCAUGUUAUAGUAAAAUAUAAUUAAAUCAAGACAAAUCUGUUUCUACUCUGUGCCUCUUUUCUUCUAUCUAUCGCAUGAUACUAUGAAAGGCAGAGUUGGUAUCAGGCCCAAAAUUCAUGAGGAAGAUGAAAGGAAAAAGGAGAAAUAAAUGUUCUUGAUGGUUUGA